Gilbertella persicaria is the source of this 474-nucleotide messenger RNA. RefSeq lists its product as uncharacterized. The record is from RefSeq and is a predicted model, not a curated record. The annotation marks the transcript as partial. The transcript has 5 exons. Gene Ontology annotation, cellular component: mitotic actomyosin contractile ring; cytoplasm. NCBI's taxonomy places the organism in Eukaryota, Fungi, Mucoromycota, Mucoromycetes, Mucorales, Choanephoraceae. Gene Ontology annotation, biological process: regulation of actin cytoskeleton organization; mitotic actomyosin contractile ring assembly actin filament organization. Gene Ontology annotation, molecular function: actin filament binding; GTPase activator activity; calmodulin binding.
AAACAAAGAACAAAUCUAUUGGCUUAUGAAUAUCUUUGUCAUAUUGGUGAAGCAAAAGAAUGGAUAGAAGACUGUUUACAAGACGAAAUUGACCCUAUUAUCAAAUUAGAAGAGUCUAUGAGGAAUGGUAUUGUGUUAGCAAGAUUGGCUGAUUGGAUGGUACCUGGUGUUGUUCGUAAAAUAUUUCAGGACAAGAAACUACAGUUUCGCCAUUCUGAUAAUAUCAAUUACUUUUUUGAUGCUCUUAAAGUGGCUAGACUACCUUCUAUCUUUUGGUUUGAAUUGACUGAUCUUUAUGAAAAGAAAAAUAUCCCAAAAGUGAUUUAUUGUAUCCAUGCUCUAAGUCAUUUAUUGUCUAGGCGUAACUUGGCCCCUAACAUUAAGAAUCUAGUGGGUCAAUUACAUUUUACAAAUGAAGAAUUGAGUGCUACACAACGUCAUUUGGACAUGUCUGGUUUGCCUAUGCCCAACUUU